UAUUGAAUAAGGGAUUCAUAAUCAUAGUCUGUUUUUUAAUAAAAACCUUUUUGAAUUCAGAUGGGUGUAAAACUGUACGCUGCAGACUUCAGCCCACCGGUGCGUUCAAGUAUGAUGGCUCUUGAUAUCUUCAAUGUACCAUAUGAGAAGAUUACACUCGACCUUUUGAAAAUGGAACAUCAUAACCCAGAAUAUAUACAGAAAAACCCGCUUCACACUAUCCCUGUCUUGGAAGAUGGGGAUUUGAUAUUACAUGACAGUCACGCAAUUAUGGCCUACCUCGCAGACACAUAUGGAAAGGAUGAAUCUUGGUAUCCUAAAGACAUCAAAAAACGAGCGCUUGUCAACCAAAAACUAUUUUUUACCACAGGCGUCAUAUUCCCUAGAUUACGGAUCAUCACAUACUAUUUACUUCAAAAAGGAAGAAAAUCCUUAGAACAAGAAUGGUUGGAUAACAUCGAAGAAGCAAUCGGUUUUGUGGAACAAUUCUUAUCGCGGACUAAAUUCAUCGCCUUGGAUCAUGUCACCAUCGCUGAUGUGACAUUACUAAGUCAUCUGACCUCUGUUGAACCAAUUCUACCUAUUGACGCUAAAAAAUAUCCCAAAACGGUGGCCUGGUUAGAAUUGAUGAAAGCGACGCCAUAUUGUAAGAAAUAUAACGAAGAAGGUGUUAAAUCUUUAACCGCUAUUAUUAAGCACGCUAUUGGUGAAAACUAAAUAAAUAAGGUUAUUUUUUUUAAAGUAUUAUUGUUGUAAAUUUUAGUAUUCUAAUGUAUGAUGAAAUAAAUAUUAAAAGAUUUAAUGCUCGCAUUUAUUAAAAU
Spodoptera exigua (beet armyworm) is the source of this 821-nucleotide messenger RNA. Lineage: Eukaryota; Metazoa; Arthropoda; Insecta; Lepidoptera; Noctuidae. The record is from the annotation of a GenBank genome assembly.